AGUCCCUUUGACUGACCUUCCCAUCCGCCAAUCAAUCGAAUGGAUGUGUGGCGAACCUCCAAUCACAGCAGAGAAGAGGCGGGGCGUUCUCGGAAUAGCCUCUUCACUAUUACGUCAUGCGCGAACAGCUGGUCCGUUGCAAGAGCUGAAAAUGUGGACAAGCGGAGCGAUAUAAAAAUCGCGUCCGUGCCGUCGGGGCGUAAACAGUCAGUUUAUCACGAUGUGGUGGCUGGAAGGGUUUAGGUCGGGGAUGGGCCGCCCGGAGAUCCUGUUGCUUGUUUACACCUUGCUCUGCUCUCUCGGAGAUUGCCUGUUUGUAACUGACUAUUUCACCCGGACGCCUCGCAAGCUCAACGCCUACCGCUCUUUUGCCAGCGUGGAGCUGUUCCACUUCAACGUGCCUGAAGACACCGUGGUGGCUGUUUGGAACCUCAUCACCUUCAAGGAGCAAGGGGGCACCUUUGGAGACAGCUGCCCAGACCGCAAUGUGACAGUGUACUUCAGGUCAGGAGCUCCACCUGUAAUCAACCCCCUCCAGACACGUUUUCCAAAGGACACCAUUGUACCAGGCUCCUUCGCUGUCACUUUGACAUGGACGCUGCCCAACCGCACCACAGGGGUUUUCAAUGUCACCAGCCCCCUCCCAGGAGACUGGUUCCUGGCUGCACACUUACCAAAGGAUGAGGGGAAGAUCUCUGUCAAGGGUCUUCACGAGGAAUGUCAGUACCUCUUUCAACCUCAGCUCAUUGUUCAGAGACUCAUUGGGAUUUCAGUGCUGUAUCCUGGUUACUUCAUUGACCAGAUGAUUCCUCUUCACAAUAGAUCUGUACUCUACAAAGUGUUCAUCCCAAACUACAUCUCUCGGGUGAAGGUACAGCUUAUGGACUGCAAUACAAAGAACAGAAGUGGGGAGAGCUGUCCGGUUCUGCUGAAGAUCCGCUCAAGGGCCCCGCCGGUGCAUAACUCCAGCGCUAUGGACUGCAGAGAGAACGUUCCCUGUGAGCUCGAGGUCCCGCUGCCAUACUGGGAGCAGUGGUACUAUAUUUUGGUGGAGCGUUACCUCAGUAGCUCAGAUGUCUACUUUCGUAUUGGCAUUCAGGUUAAAGACUGUUCCAAGCCCAGUGUCUCCAAGGGCUCCUCAGCCAUGAACAUGCCCCAGUCAUUUGGCACUGCGAUGGGUUUCUCUCUAUCAGAGACCCUGCCUGCUGCCAGCCUGCCUAACGUGCCCCAGAACGGUUCGGAUCAAGGAUCUCUGUUAACUGCUGAAGACAGCAUCACUUACUUAGCACCCAUGGCAGACACGAAUAAAUGCUGGCCCAUCCGGCCAACGCUGCGGAAUGAACUGGACACAUUUUCAGUUCAUUUCUACAUCUUCUUUGGACCCAACAUCUCCAUCCCUCCAGACCGGGCAGCGAUAUUUGCCAUCAACCUAAUGCCGGUGCUGGACAGCGGAGGCGUCCUCAACAUGGAGCUCAAACUCAAUGUGUCUUCAGUGAGAGGAGAGAAUAUUACAAUCUUUGGCUGCCUGAAUCAUGGGAUGCCACUGUCCCUUCACGACAACACUUCAGUCUCAUGUGAAUCUGAAUCAGUUUCAGGAUUUCAUCUGUCCAUUAACACCACUGCAAAUAUCACCAAGCUGAGGAUUCCCUACCCACAAACGGGCACGUGGUAUCUGAGCCUGCGAUCCCUGUGUGCCACUGAACACGGGUUUGAGAUGUGCACUAACGUAACCGCUGAGGUGUACCUUCGAUCUUACCUGACCCCCUGCAUCAAUGACUGUGGAACCUAUGGCCAGUGCAAACUCCUGCGGACCAACAACUACCUGUAUGCUGCAUGCGAGUGUAAAGCAGGUUGGGAUGGCUGGGGUUGCACGGACAACACAGAGGCGUACUCAUACGGCUUCCAGCUGCUCUCAACUCUCCUUCUGUGCCUCAGCAACCUGAUGUUCGUCCCACCUGUGACCAUCGCCAUCCGCAGUCAUUACCUGCUGGAGGCAUCUGUCUAUAUUUUCACCAUGUUCUUUUCCACUUUUUAUCAUGCCUGUGACCAGCCAGGCAUUGUGGUCUUCUGCAUCAUGGAGUAUGACGUGCUGCAGUUCUGUGACUUCCUCGGCUCGCUCAUGUCUGUAUGGGUCACUGUUAUCGCCAUGGCCAGACUCAAAUCCAUUAUCAAACAGGUGUUGUACUUGCUGGGGGCGAUGGCUCUGUCAAUGGCCUUACAGCUGGACCGCCAUGGCCUGUGGAACCUGCUGGGCCCCAGUCUUUUUGCUUUAGGCAUCAUGGCCAUCGCCUGGACUGUGCGCACCAUCCGCCGGCGCCGCUGUUACCCGCCAACCUGGAAGCGCUGGGUCUUUUUCCUGUUCCCUGGCACCACCAUUGCCACAUCAGCGGUGGCCUUAUACGCCUUCGUGGAGACAGAGGAGAACUACUUCUACAUCCACAGCAUCUGGCACAUGCUCAUCGCCGGGAGCGUCGGCUUCCUUCUGCCGCCUCGUGCCAAACCUGACGUGAAAGUCACUCCCCUGAAGCGGCGGCGAGGCUGUGGCUACCAGCUCUGUGUGAACGAGCACGAGGAGAUGGGACUGGUGGACCCAGCGAUCAUUACCAUCAACAGCAUAUGCACCAGCUGAUGACGUUUAACAACAUGGACUUUUAUUUGCCUUUCUUCUCCUUCCUUUGGAUUAUAAAAACACGGAAAACAAAGCCAGAGAACUUACUGAUGCACUGUAAAUAACUUUUGACCGAAACACACACAGACAUACACACACUCUUGCAUAUAUGUACAAGUUUUUGUCAUCGUUAUUUGGAUUACUAUUAUUGUAAUAAUAUCGUUUGCAUUGUUAGUAUCUGGGAAUGGUUUGUGUCAGUACAGCGAUGCACUGUUAUUAGUGCAUUAUUUAAACCGUCUGAGCUGAUUUUUCUGCUGCUAUUGACAGUGACUGUAAAAUUGAAAAAUGUGUCAUGUAAUUUAUUCAUUGUUUUCUGGCACUUAAAUGACCAAAUGUUUUAUUGUGUUUAGGGGAUGCAAAGGAAGAACAUUAUGUGGAUGUAUCAAGGGCACUGCUUUUUUAGUUUUCUUUCUAAACAUCUUUUGCACUGAGACACAAAAAAUGUGAUACUGUACAUUUUUUUAAAUAUAAGUAUAGUUAUGAUCCAGUCACAAUGUGUACAUGUAUAGUAUAGUUGUUUUCAGUGGAAUGUCUGAUUGUACUUUGGAUUGUAUUGUAUUGCCUUUGCAGCAUAAUUGAUUGUCGAUUUAUAGAGGGUUUAGGAAAGUGUCCAUUGCCAAGACCAGGUUUUAAUAUGAAACCUCAGAUAAAUAACCUCAUAUUUCCUGUUGUAUUUACCUAGUGAGGAUCAGAGGGAGACAUUUUAAAGCUAAAGCAAAUAAACGUUUUAUUUUUUCGGUAUCAAAUCAGAUUCUUUAUUUGGCUAGGUGUAAAAAGUAACAUGUUGCUACUUGAAAUUGACACAGCAGACUGCUGUCACACUCUGAUUUAUCUAAGAGAUGAGAAACUGCAAACAGGGGCCUCUGGGAUUCAAAACCCAUUUUUAAAUAAAUCAUUUUCUCUUAACUUCA
Molecule: messenger RNA, 3579 nt
Organism: Cyprinus carpio (common carp)
Lineage: Eukaryota; Metazoa; Chordata; Actinopteri; Cypriniformes; Cyprinidae
Gene: tmem8b
Product: transmembrane protein 8B
Cellular component (GO): plasma membrane
Source: RefSeq, a predicted model, not a curated record